Messenger RNA from Malus domestica (apple), 2107 nucleotides. Lineage: Eukaryota; Viridiplantae; Streptophyta; Magnoliopsida; Rosales; Rosaceae. The record is from RefSeq and is a predicted model, not a curated record.
AGGCGUUUUAAAGAGCAGGAUUCCAACCUCCUCUUCCGAAAGAGAACAGCUUUUCGGCUGAGAGAGAGAGACGGUCAGGUGUUGGUGGCGGCGCACGGUGGUUGAGGUGGUGGUUGUAGUGGCACGACUCGUCGCCUGCUGCUGCAACCAACUGUAAACAACCGCAAUCUCCACGGCAUUUCAAAUUAAAUUAAAUUUCAAUUUUCAUUUGGAUAAUUUUAUGUUUAUAAAAUUCAGAAAUUGAAAAUAUCAGCUUCUUUGGCGUUGUUCGUUUUGGCCUCGCCGAUAUGGUCAAUAGUAUAUGCGUAUAUACCCUCUCUCUCUCCUCUCUCACUUUCUCUCUCUAAAGCUUUUGUAUUUGUGCGCGACAUUGGUGAUUUCCUACAAGCCUCCAGAAAUCCCCACGCGCAUUUGCCUCCUCCCCUACUGGAUUUUUUUAUGAAGAAAACGUUCCACUGAAAAAGAAAUAAAUAAAAAACCGAUCUUCCAGCUACAACAUUUGAAUUGUGAUCAUAGUUGUUGUGGAAAUACUAUUAGAGUGAGUGAUGCAGUUCAAAAACGUGUUUCACGAGCUACUGGAAAUGAGAGAUGACAAGGGGAAGAAAUCAAGAAGAGGAGGGGAAGAGAGGAAGCACACGCGCCGCCGAGCUAAAUCUCACAUUGCCCCAGAGCAUACGUUGUCAUCACCUGCAUCAGUUGAGCAAAGCAAGUGGGCAAACUUGCCCCCAGAGUUGCUUCUUGACAUAAUCCAACGCGUCGAAGAGAGUGAGACUUCCUGGCCUGCUCGGAGAGAUGUGAUUGCUUGUGCUUCGGUUUGCAAGUCAUGGAGGGAGAUUACGAAAGAGAUAGUCAAGACUCCUGAGCAAUGUGGCUGGCUUACCUUCCCUGUCUCACUCAAGCAGCCGGGACCAAGAGAUCAUCCGAUCCAAUGCUUUAUUAAGAGGGAAAGAGAAACUUCAACGUAUCUACUGUACCUUGGUCUUAGCCCCGCUCUGUGUGGGGAUGUGAGUAAGUUAUUGCUGGCAGCAAGAAAGGUCAGAAGGGCAGCAAGUACACAUUUUGUGGUGUCCUUGGCUGCAGAUGAAUUCUCUCGAGCAAGCAAUUCUUACGUUGGAAAACUAAGGUCUAAUUUUCUGGGUUCCAAGUUUACCGUUUAUGACAGUCAGCCUCCACAAGGCUCAGCAAUCCAAACAAAUUAUUGGUCACACCGAAAGAUGAAUUCAAAGACGGUAUCUCCAAGGAUACCUGCUGGUAGCUAUAGUGUUGCUACCGUAUGUUAUGAGCUCAAUAUCCUCCGAACAAGGGGACCAAGGAGAAUGCAGUGCAUCAUGCAAUCAAUCCCCGUGUCAGCAGUUCAAGAAGGGGGCGUUGCUCCUACUCCAACAGAGUUAGCGACCUGCCUUCCUCCAAAAUGCUGUCCAAUGCAUGUUUCAAAGGGAUCGAAGCAGCUUGCCAACUUGUGCUCUAGUGUCCCUACAACGGAUUUGGAACAAGGCACAAAAGAUCCACUCAUUUUGAAAAAUAAAGCUCCUAGAUGGCAUGAGCAGCUGCAGUGUUGGUGUCUGAAUUUUAAAGGACGCGUUACCGUGGCCUCCGUGAAGAAUUUCCAGCUGGUGGCCGGUGUAGAGCCAUGCCAUAAUGUUCCUUUGGCUGAACAAGAGAGAGUAAUACUGCAAUUUGGGAAGAUCGGUAAAGACAUUUUCACAAUGGAUUAUCGCUACCCUCUCUCUGCUUUCCAAGCCUUUGCAGUUUGCUUGAGCAGCUUUGACACAAAACCAGCAUGCGAAUGAUUCUUGUCUAUUCUCUCAUCACAUGACUAUCGUGCUCGUCUUCCCUUAGAAUUAACUGUAAUUAUACUUUUGGAACAGUGCACUUUAAGCUAUGGCUUUUGGUCAUUAGCAAGUGCCUUCGUUGAAGUCGCAGUAGUCUGUGUAAUGGCAGUAACCUGUAUAAAGCAUGGUGUAAGUUGCCAAUUUAUUUAUUUGCGCAGAAGCAGUUGUAUGCAACUUCCUCCAAGUAUGUAACAUCACUUCUAGAUAUUCCAUGUUUCACUUUCUGGAGGAUGUACGAAAAUCCCUCUUUUCUCAUAAAGAUCUCUUGUAUUGAA